CGGGUCGUCUCCUUGGCAUUCCCGUCCCACCGCACCGAUACACCAACGUGCGCCCCCCACGUAUUCCCCUACUACACCUUUCCCCCACCUUCCUCGGCUUCUUCGGCGACAACCCAGCGCACCAUGACGAGCUCCUCCUCCUCCUCCUCUCCUUCCCGGAAGGCGCUGAGCAAGAUCGCGUGCAAUCGGCUGCAGAAGGAGCUCGCGGAGUGGCAGCUGGGUCCGCCCGGUGGCUUCAAGCACAAGGUCUCCGACAACCUCCAGAGGUGGGUCAUCGAGGUGGCUGGGGCGGCGGGGACUCUCUAUGCUGGCGAGACUUACCAGCUACAAGUGGACUUCCCUGAGCAUUACCCCAUGGAGGCUCCUCAGGUUAUAUUUCUGCAUCCGGCACCAAUGCAUCCACACAUUUACAGCAAUGGGCACAUCUGUCUAGAUAUAUUGUAUGACUCGUGGUCACCAGCGAUGACGGUCAGUUCUGUGUGUAUCAGCAUCUUGUCUAUGCUGUCAAGUUCACCAGCAAAGCAACGUCCAGCUGAUAAUGAUCGCUAUGUCAAGAACUGCCGUAACGGGAGGUCGCCAAAGGAGACCAGGUGGUGGUUCCAUGAUGACAAAGUGUGAUGGGUUUUAGGUGCCUUCUCCCGGCAGCAGCUCUUAUUUGCAGCCUAUAGUUCUUCAUAUGGGAGAUGAUUUAGGCAAUAUUGCAAACCAUCUAUUUGACCGCAAAUUAACACACCCUUGUUGUUUUGUACAUGAAUAUGCACCUCUGUCAACUCUCCUACUCAUGAACCAUUAUACAUUUUGGUAUAUAGAAUAAUUACGUGUGCAUCAGGCUCUGGCUGAACUCUGAUUUA
This is a messenger RNA of Brachypodium distachyon (stiff brome), 851 nucleotides long. Its product is annotated as ubiquitin-conjugating enzyme 15. Bases 124 to 618 code for a protein of 164 amino acids. The record is from RefSeq and is a predicted model, not a curated record. The transcript is spliced from 6 exons. NCBI's taxonomy places the organism in Eukaryota, Viridiplantae, Streptophyta, Magnoliopsida, Poales, Poaceae.